Molecule: messenger RNA, 360 nt
Organism: Marasmius oreades (fairy-ring Marasmius)
Lineage: Eukaryota; Fungi; Basidiomycota; Agaricomycetes; Agaricales; Marasmiaceae
Exons: 1
Coding region: 1-360 (119 amino acids)
Source: RefSeq, a predicted model, not a curated record
AUGGCCAAUCUCGUUUUACCUACUUUCGAUGACAAGAUCGAGGUUUUUCGAAGUCUGCUGGAACAUAGAGGUUGUCCUGUCUAUGAUCCCGAGUUCGGUGAACAUGACAUAGCACGCAUGUUCUGUUGUUGGGGGCGUAGCGAGCUCGGAGAAAACGGCACCGUCGAGCUCUCUCCAGUUCGCUCGCCCGUUCCUAUGGGGAAGGUCUCCUCCAAACUACCACCCGUUCCUGCGAAGGAAGUCUCCCCACUAUUGCCCUUUCCUCAGAGUGGAGUCAUUACCGUUCAGUCUGAAUAUCUCCAACUCGAAAGGCGCAUAAUGGAGCAGUAUGCUUAUGACCAUGCAUAUUCAAAAAAAUAG